Molecule: messenger RNA, 686 nt
Organism: Entamoeba histolytica HM-1:IMSS
Lineage: Eukaryota; Evosea; Mastigamoebida; Endamoebidae
Exons: 1
Coding region: 1-660 (219 amino acids)
Source: RefSeq, a predicted model, not a curated record
AUGAACGCUCUUUUUGUCAUUAUGGUUAUAAUGUGUGUUCAAGCAAAAACAAAUGAAACUGAAGCAUUAACUGGAGUUAAGGUAGUUAAAGAUUUAACUCUUCCACCAGCUUUGAUUAAAUCAAAGCAAUUAGUUGUCAAAAGAUUAGAAGAAAAAUUAAAGUUAACUUCAGCUCAAGCAGAGUCAAUGGCUGAAAGAAUUAUGUCUUCUAUUGAUGAAAAUUCUAUUAAUCCAUCUAUUGAACGUGCAAAGGCUGUUGCCAAGAAAGUUAAAAAAGCUGCUAAAAUUACUAAAAAAUAUACUAAAGGAACACCUUGUGGAGAUGAACUCAUUAACUUAGCAAAAAUGUACGACAAUAAAAUUCAAAUUCAACAAUUUGAUGUUAAUAAGUUAAACUCAAUGAUCAAUGAUGCUAUUAAGAAGAUUACUGCUAAAAAGAAAUUAAAAGAAGUUAAAUGCUUAUUAAAAAAGAGUGGGGUUAAAGGUUCUCUUAAUGUUAAGAAACCAGUGUCAAAAUUAAAUACCCCUAUAAAACCAACUCUUGCUGAACAAUAUCCAGAAAUUGCUAAAUUAAUUCCUGAAACAAAAUCAUCAAUAGAUUUCAAAGUCAAAGUAAACGCUAAACAAACAUUACAAAAUAAGCUUAUUGACCAAAUCUAAUAAUCAUUUUAUUUCUUUUAUUUUGA